This is a messenger RNA of Talaromyces stipitatus ATCC 10500, 3343 nucleotides long. Its product is annotated as sarcoplasmic/endoplasmic reticulum calcium ATPase, putative. Gene Ontology annotation, biological process: intracellular calcium ion homeostasis; calcium ion transmembrane transport. The record is from RefSeq and is a predicted model, not a curated record. NCBI's taxonomy places the organism in Eukaryota, Fungi, Ascomycota, Eurotiomycetes, Eurotiales, Trichocomaceae. The coding region runs from base 1 to 3240 and encodes 1079 amino acids. The transcript has 4 exons. Gene Ontology annotation, molecular function: ATP hydrolysis activity; ATP binding; P-type calcium transporter activity. Gene Ontology annotation, cellular component: plasma membrane.
AUGCGCCGCAAAUCCUCCUCGCCAUGCACCCAAUCCUACCCAUCCCAUCCCUUCCUCCUCUCUACGGAUGAAAUCAUUUCUCACCUGGAAACAAACAUUGACACAGGCCUGUCAACUCAGCAAGUUACUUCCUUCCAAUCCCGGUAUGGACCUAAUAAGUUGUCUGGCGAGGGAGGUGUGACAUGGUACUCCGUCCUUGCCAAGCAGGUCUCUAAUGCCAUGAUACUUGUCCUCGUCCUAGCCAUGGCCCUCGCCUACGGUGUCUCCGACUACGUCGAAGGCGGGGUGAUAACUGCCGUAAUCGUGGGCAACAUCCUGAUAGGCUUCUACCAAGAAUACCGCGCCGAACAAAAAAUGGACGCCCUACGCAGUCUAUCCUCUCCAUCUGCAACUGUAAUUCGGAAUGGAGAAGUCGUGACAGUCCCUUCCCCGGAGGUUGUACCCGGUGACGUCGUAAUGGUUAAAACCGGUGAUACUGUCCCCGCAGAUCUGAGGUUGAUAGACGGUAUGAAUCUGGAAUGUGAUGAGAAGAUAUUGACUGGUGAGGCGUUGCCAGUCCCUAAAGAUGCUGGGUUUGAUCCUGCAGGUGCUAUUGGUUCUGAGGAUGAGAAGUCGUCAAAGAAUGCAGAGUUCAAGAUUGGUGUGGGUGAUAGAUUGAACAUGGUCUAUUCCUCUGCCACAGUCACAAAGGGGAGAGGAAAAGGUAUUGCCAUGUAUACGGGAAUGUAUACUGAGAUUGGCAAAAUUGCCUCUUCUAUGCAAGGCAAGAAAAAUCGCAAGGUUAAAAAGAGUAGAUCAAUGUCAGUCAAGAAAUAUGGUCCUCUGCAAGUGUUUCAGGGUGGAUUCUUUCGCACCUGGGAUGCAUUGGGUAGAUUCCUCGGAUUGACGACGGGGACUCCUUUGCAGAGGAAACUGAGCAAGUUGGCUUAUAGUCUGUUUGGUCUUGCCAUUCUCUUUGCUAUUAUUGUUUUCAGUGUCAAUAAGUUUCAUGUCACGAAUGAAGUUGCUAUUUACGCUAUAUCUACUGGAAUCGCAAUCAUACCCGAAUCCCUCAUUGCAGUCUUGACAAUCACCAUGGUCGUCGGUAUGACCCAAAUGCACAAACGCCGAGUCGUCAUUCGCCAGCUUUCGGCUCUCGAAGCCCUAGGUGGAGUUACCAAUAUCUGCAGCGACAAGACCGGUACUCUCACCCAGGGUCAAAUGGUGACUCGGAAAGCCUGGAUUCCUGGAAUUGGAAUUUAUAGUAUUAACGAGUCUGAUGAUGCCAGUGAUCCUUCGAGGGGGGUUGUCACGUUGACUUCUGUUUCUAGUGACAAGACUGAAAAGCAGGAAAGGACACAGAAUGAAAAAUCGACGGAGGAGAAGCAACAGUCAGAAGAACAAUCAAUCCCAGAAGUAAACCCGGCACUCGAAGGGUUUCUUCUCGCUUCUUCCUUGUGCAACCUCGCAACAGUACGGUAUGAUGAUGCUGCUGGCAAGUGGCAAACGAUGGGUGAUCCGACCGAAAUUGCUCUACAAGUAUUUGCGCAUCGAUUUAACUAUGGCAAGAAGACUCUUGAAAAGGAACACAAAUGGAAGCAGAUUGCCGAGUAUCCCUUCGAUAGCGCAAUCAAGCGGAUGUCUGUGAUAUAUAGUAAAGGAACAGAUGAACCUGUAAUAUUCGUCAAAGGUGCUGUUGAACGUAUCAUUGAUCUUUGCACAUCUGUGGGAACGGGAAGUCACCAGGAGGAAAUGACACCGGAAAUGAAGAACAAUAUCCUCGAGCAAAUGAAGUCUCUAGCAGACCAGGGACUGCGAGUCCUUGCUAUUGCUCAGAGGCCAGUGCCGGCUGGAUACAAGACAGGCGACAAAUUGCCUCGCGAUGGCGUUGAGAGUGAAUUGAACCUCCUUGGAUUAGCUGGGCUAUACGAUCCGCCCAGGCUGGAAACGAAAGAUGCUAUCAGAGAAUGUACAACUGCAGGCAUCCGUGUCCAUAUGUUAACUGGAGACCAUCCAUCCACAGCAAGCGCCAUUGCUAGAGAAGUUGGCAUCAUUCCCAAAUACAAGGAAUCUCUUUCCGCUGAGAAAGCAGCCGCCUUGGUCAAAACCGCUGCUGAAUUUGAUAGUAUGACAGACGAUGAGAUUGAUGCUAUGCCAACCUUACCCCUGGUCAUUGCACGAUGUGCUCCAGACACAAAAACAAGAAUGAUUGCUGCCCUGCAUCGUCGCCGAUGUUUUGCCGCCAUGACUGGAGAUGGAGUUAAUGACGCUCCGUCUCUGCAGGCUGCAGAUGUGGGUAUUGCAAUGGGCAUGGGUGGUUCUGAUGUCGCCAAAUCCGCAUCUGAUAUCGUACUCACAGAUGACAAUUUCGCCAGUAUCGUCAACGCGGUUGAAGAAGGGCGACGAAUGUUUGACAACAUUCAAAAGUUCGUCCUUCAUCUUCUUGCCUCAAAUGUAGCCGAAGUCGUUUUGUUAAUUGUCGGCCUUGCGUUCCAAGAUGAUCAAGAUGUAUCCGUCUUCCCGCUUUCGCCGCUUCAGAUUCUGUGGAUUAACAUGUUGACUUCAUCUUUCCCUGCAUUUGGACUAGGACGCGAGAAAGCGUCGGCUUCCGUCAUGCGACGUCCUCCUCAUGACAUGAAGAAAGGUGUCUUUACUUGGCAGAUUAUUGCAGAUAUGAUCGUGUACGGGAUGAUCAUGGGAACGCUGACCUUGCUCACAUUCGUGAUUGUCGUUUAUGGCGUUGGCAACGGUACUUCUGACCUAGGAUUCGACUGCAACAGAGAACAAUCCCACUCCUGUCGUGUCGUCUUUCGUGCACGAGCAGCCGUUUUUGCCGAACUCACUUGGCUUAUUCUCAUUUCGGCUUGGGAGAUCAAGGAUCUCAGAAACAGCAUGUUUAAUCUGGAUCCGCUACGCGCUAGCCAAGAUGGUGCAAACUUUCCCUUCUUCAGAGAUGUCUGGGAGAACCAAUUCCUCUUCUGGUCUGUCGUGAUUGGAGCAGUGUCUGUGUUUCCCGCCGUAUAUAUCCCAGGCCUGAAUACAGAUGUAUUCAAACAUCAGGGCAUUUCAUGGGAAUGGGGUCUGUCCUUUGGUGCAAUCAUUAUUUUCGUUCUGGGUGCAGAAGCAUGGAAAAUGGUGAAACGUCGGACAGGCUGGUUUAGUGAACCGAAUGCUGCAGAUUAUGCCUCCGUUUCUGAAUCGGACUUUGGGUUGGGUAGUCCCACGAGGUCUAUGACAAAGGACAGCCGAAGGACUACCUAGGUAGUGCAUAAGAGCCGGGCCUGAAAGUAUAGAGUACUGCAGCAAUGUAUUGUUUCAUAGCUAUUUUCGGAUUAGAAUGAAUAUCAGAUUCUAAUUGUUAAUG